Messenger RNA from Magallana angulata, 1845 nucleotides. RefSeq lists its product as uncharacterized. Bases 187 to 1257 code for a protein of 356 amino acids. The record is from RefSeq and is a predicted model, not a curated record. The transcript is spliced from 5 exons. Lineage: Eukaryota; Metazoa; Mollusca; Bivalvia; Ostreida; Ostreidae.
GUGUAACAAUGCAUUUGUCAGUUUCCAAAAGAACAUUAUUAGAAAUGACAUAAGCUAUUAAAACUUACACUUACAUUACGAGCCUCCACGUGAUGAAUUACAGGUAGGGAUGAAGCUAGAAGUAACAAUCUUAUAAAAUAGGUCUAUGAACGAGCUUUCGUAUUAGUUUGUGUUACAGAAAAGAACAUGUCCGACCACGGGAUACUCGCGUCCAGUCAUUCCGAAUGCAAUUCUCGGAGCUCCUCGGGAUCCGACCUCAGUCGGGAAUCAGAAGGAGACCUCAAACGUGAGCAUGUGUCAAGCUGGUCCCUGGAGGAUUUGUGGACAAAGCGCAUAUUUUACAACGAACGGGAAAGUACGUUAAAAGAACUGACUGAUCUUGUCGUACAGAACAGUAUCAGUAAUGGAAACAGACACAAGUUUGUCUGUACGCCCGUCGAGGACACGCCUGAGAUCAUGAAGCAAUUGGUGAAGCACACACAGAACGCCCUACAGUUUACGUUCAAUGAGUCCGGACAAGUCGGCGACGGGGUCCUUAACGUGGAGAAUUACGAGGAAGCCAUCAGGGCGAUGGCUGAGUUUGACGCGUACGAGUUAAAACUGAACACCGAGAUCGAGAAAAUUGGUCUCUGUCACAACAGAUCGAUGUUGGUAUUGUCUUGGUGCUUCAAAAUCAGAGAAUUUCUCAGACUGUACCGGGAGAUCGCACACUGUAAACUGAGCAAAGUCGUUUCAAAAACACAGUACACAGAAUUACUGAGAUCCUUCACAAGAAUUGUCCAUCUCGAUCCAAGAGUUGGUUCAGCGAGAGACAUGCAGAUGAAUAUGAUACACGUGACCAGUACUCCUGAUCUCCAUUACGUGAAGAACAUGCCAGCUACCCGUCUCCAAGUCAUCAGAACAACUCUCCUGGCCUCUGUUGAAGCUAGAAGACAGACCCCGGGACCGGACUUUCUCGAGAUGGAGGACGCGGUUCUGGCUCAGCACGCAGGCGAGCUUCUGUUGGAGGUCCAGGAGUCGCUGCUCUUCCCGCGGGUGCUUGGGAUGAUAUGUUGGCAGUCCUCGGUGAUGCUUACAUAUCUGAACAUCAGCAGAAAACAUCUAGAGGAGAUCAUUAAGGGAGAUGAGGCUACUCUCCGAAAAGAGAGGAGUGUGGUUUACUACACAAGGACAUUUGACUACCUGGUGAAGGAAGAGCGGGACGAACUCCUGGAGACGCUGUUCUGGCUGGGGUACAUCCAGACCAUGGCCAAAUGACGCGAGAUCUCGCCCCCAUACAUGCACGGUUACUGCCCCUUACAUCGCACAUUAUGCUUUUUGUGAUGAAGGACAUUUUUAAAAAACUUGUCUGUGUUGAACAAUUACCUGCAUUAAUUGAUAUACUGCGAAGACACUGAAACAUGUUUUUGAUUGAUGUGGUUUAUGCAUAUAUUUGCUCAGCGUGAAAUUAUAGGAAGUAAAGUGAUACAUACAUGUACAUGUAUAUUUGAGUCGAAAGUGAUUGAAAUAUAUGCCUCAUAAUUAACGAUUGGGAUUAAUAGUUAAUUAAAUACGUACGCGGGUUUGAAUGAAUUUAUUGCAAGACCUAUUAACCAUUCACAUUUGACUGGGAGCAGGAGUGAUUAAAAUAAGAAGGAAUUCUCGUGCAUUUUAUAAUACAAGGCCGUUCACACAUGAUGGAGUAUCACGUGUCGGUGACAUGGUAAACAUAUUGUUCUCAUAUACAUAAAAUUAGUUGUGUUUGUGAUAUUUUUCAUCAUUUUAUCAUGUCAUGUUGAUGCCUAUUGUAAUUCUGUCUUGAAACUGUAUUUAUAAUUUGUUUUUUGUAAAAAAUGAAAACAGAAU